GCACACAACAUUGCGCACAACCACCGGCUGCGCUUGAAAAUGAUUUGGGGAUCAGUUUCUUUGAGCUUUACUGAUAUUUUAUGGGGGUUUCUGGCUUUGUGUUUCCUUGUAGCUUUCUGCGCUCACAAAAUCUCACAACACCUGCCGAUAAGAUAUAAAACAUUUCGUGUUUACGUGUUAUUUCAGGAUCUUAUUCGGUACGGAAAAACAAAACAAAGCCUCAAACGGGAGGACUGGCUGCGUGCGUUUGAUGUCCCAAAAAGGUGGUUUUGGCACUUCUAUGCCAUCUCUGUUGGUUGGAAUAGUCUUCUUCUGAUCUUCUACCUGAACUUCAUAUUCCAGCAGCAGUCAUACCCAUCAUGGCUGACUGUAAUAUUGGACAUUUUGGCAGGUUUACCAAGCACUGACAGUCAAGUUCCACAGCUGUCUACUGUGCUGGUGCUGGUGCUGCUUUGCGUCCACUCCCUCAGGAGGCUGCUGGAGUGCCUGUUUGUCAGUGUUUUCUCUGAUGGAGCCAUACAUUUGGUGCAGUAUGUGUUCGGUGUGUGCUAUUACAUCGUACUGGGGUUAACGGUGCUCUGCUCGGAUCGUUUGGGAAAAGGGACUGGAACGCUCCUCUCUCAGCUGGACUGGUUCCAUGUGGGUGGGAGCGCACUUUUUAUUGGGGCCUCACUGAUACAGCAUCAGUCCAUGGUCCUGCUGGCCAGGCUUCGUACUGGAAAGUCUGGGACAGUGGAGACGCUGGCUCACAGAGUGCCAGAGGGAGGCGGGUUCAAGCUGGUGUCAUGCCCGCAUUACUUUGCUGAGCUGCUGAUUUACGUCUCACUAAGCUUAGUUUUCGGAGGCCUGUCUCUCACCUGGUGGCUCGUUGUCUUUUAUGUGCUUUUCAACCAGGCUCUGGCAGCACAGCUUUGUCAUGAUCUGUAUAUGAGCAAAUAUGAGUCAUACCCAAGGGGAAGAAAAGCAUUUAUACCUUUUGUGCUGUGAGGACUUGUCACUGUAAAGUCCUAGAAAAAAUUUGUCAGAUGUUUGGAGAUCUGAAGGUGUGGAAGUAAAACUCACCUCAUUGCAGCAUUGAUUGACGAGGUGCUCUCGACCCAGUGAAGCUGCUUGAUAGCCAACAGGAAGUUGGCAGAGACAUUCUUCUACAGCAGAAGUCUCUUCAAGUGAAAGGUGAGCUGUUUCUGAAAGACUGAUGUGAAGAAAUGAGCAAUGACACAAAUUAGUUUUUCAUUGCAAGACCUUGUUUUUAUUAUAAUAAUGUGCAUUCAUGUCAUGACACAUAUUACAAGAAACAAAUCUAUCUCGUUAGAGCUCAUAAGUUCUGUUGUUAAAUUAAGGAAGUUUUAAAUGCUUAUUUGAUAAAAGAAAAGUUUUA
Messenger RNA from Centropristis striata (black sea bass), 1378 nucleotides. RefSeq names its product steroid 5 alpha-reductase 3 (gene srd5a3). Gene Ontology annotation, biological process: dolichol-linked oligosaccharide biosynthetic process; polyprenol catabolic process. NCBI's taxonomy places the organism in Eukaryota, Metazoa, Chordata, Actinopteri, Perciformes, Serranidae. Gene Ontology annotation, molecular function: 3-oxo-5-alpha-steroid 4-dehydrogenase activity. Gene Ontology annotation, cellular component: endoplasmic reticulum. The transcript has 5 exons. The record is from RefSeq and is a predicted model, not a curated record. Bases 40 to 987 code for a protein of 315 amino acids.